Molecule: messenger RNA, 1026 nt
Organism: Linnemannia hyalina
Lineage: Eukaryota; Fungi; Mortierellomycota; Mortierellomycetes; Mortierellales; Mortierellaceae
Source: the annotation of a GenBank genome assembly
AUGACCCACGUUAUUGACUUUAACCAACCAAAACUCGCAAGCAGCAAGACCUUCAAUGGCAAUCCGUAUCAAUAUGACUUUACGACGGAUUACAAUGCCGAGAGCGUGAGUAUCCAGGAUUCAAAACUCAAGAUCUCGAUGAAGCUCGAUCGCACCCCCAACUCUUAUGGUCGCCCACAAGGCUUGGGAUCUGUAGUGUCAACUACUCGAUUCAUGCAGUACGGCAAGGUCAAGGCCCGCAUCAAGACCGGCUCAAGUUCGCCUGGAGUUGUGUCUGCAUUUAUCAUCAGGAACGAAGAUCCAGGAGACGAGAUCGACUUUGAGGUCGUUGGCAGAGAUCCGAUGGAGGCACAGACGAAUUUCUACUACAGGACCCCUCCAGACAUGCCGACGGAUUUGAUUGACUACAGCAACACGGGCAAACAGCCACUCAACACCAACACAGCCUUGGACUUUCACGACUAUGAGAUCGAGUGGAUGCCCGAGUACAUUUUGUGGAAGGUCGACGACAAGGUGAUUCGACAUGCGUUUAGGAACGAGACCAAGGACGACGUUGGUAUUGACCCUGCAACAGGCCAGAUAAGGAAGAGGUAUCCGUCCUCGCCCGCGAGGAUCCAAUUUGGAAUCUGGGAUGGUGGCCAGGGCUCUGAGGGCACAGCAGCCUGGGCGGGUACUCCGACGGAUUGGUCCAAGCCCGAUCAGAAGUAUGAGAUUCAGGUGGACUAUGUCGACAUUCAGUGCUAUUAUUCUGGUAAUGAGACUCAAACAUGGCCUCCUGCAGGCUAUGGCCCGACCGAGAUCCACGAUGGACCCUAUUUCACACCGGGCCAAGACAACAGAAGUGACCAUGACACAGGCGACAGUUUGUACAAUGAGCAGGAUAAUGGUGUCCAUCCGUACGUCGCUUUCUACAAGAACCCCAAGUUGAUGAUUCCCACAGGCUGUCUCAUGGGCCUUGCGUUGGUCGUUGUUGGCACAGUUGAGGUUGUGAGACGUCGUCGAUUGUCCAAGGUGCGGUGGUCAUGA